This is a messenger RNA of Rhizophagus irregularis DAOM 181602=DAOM 197198, 654 nucleotides long. The record is from RefSeq and is a predicted model, not a curated record. NCBI's taxonomy places the organism in Eukaryota, Fungi, Glomeromycota, Glomeromycetes, Glomerales, Glomeraceae.
AUGGAUAUGGAUUUAAGAAUAUAUUUACAACAAAAUCAUAACCAACUUAUAUGGAAAGAGAGAGUUAACAUUGCUUAUGAAAUAAUUAACGCAAUUUACUUUAUUUAUAGAGAAAAUGCAAUUCAUGGAGAUUUGCAUUCUGGAAAUAUAUUAUAUUCACAAUUAAAUGAUUCCUGGUAUAUUAGUGAUCUUGGAUUUUGUGGGCCAAUUGAUAAACCAUCAAAAAGUAUAUAUGGAAAUCUUCCUUUUAUAGCACCCGAAGCUAUUGUCGGAAGAGAAUAUACUAUUGCAUCUGAUAUUUAUAGUAUUGCAAUACUUAUGUGGGAAAUUUCAUCUGGACAACCACCAUUUAUAAAUUAUGAACAUGAUUAUGAUCUUGCAAUAAACAUUAUUAAUGGUAUAAGGCCAAAAAUUGUGUCAGGAACUCCAUUAGAAUAUAAGAAUUUAAUGAAAGAAUGUUGGAAUGCCGAUCCGUUAAAAAGACCAGAUAUUUAUACGCUUUGGAAAAGAAUGAAAAGAAUUAACUUAGAUUAUCAAACAUUUCUUAGUAAAUUGAAUGAUUUUAACAUCCAUAACGAUGAUAAUGAAAAAUUACCCAAAGAAUUCAAAAAGUUGCAAAUAAAUUCAAAUAAUGAUGAAAAAGAAAUAAUUUAA